AUAAUGCGAAAUUCUUCCCCGUGGCAUCAGUAGUCGGUAUCGUUUAACGCGUCAAAAUGUACAUCGCAUCAGCGACGUCGGCGGUGGUCAUCGCGGCGGCCUACUUAACAUUCCUCAUCCCGGAGACCCGUGCCAGUUUCCCAGCUGUCCCGACGAUCAUCUCGAGAGCGGAAUGGGGUGCUAGAGCACCCAAGAGCGCAGCACUUAAUCUCGCGAGACAUCCGGCGCCUUAUGUCGUUCUUCAUCACUCGACCGGUAACCGAUGCGAGACUCAAGCCGUUUGCCAACUGAGAAUAAGAGAAUUUCAGAAUUAUCACAUGAACAACAAAAAGUGGUCCGACAUUGGCUAUAAUUUCGUAGUCGGCGAGGACGGCAACAUCUACGAAGGCCGCGGUUGGAAUAAGAAAGGCGCUCAUUCCAAGCCCUUCAAUGGCAAAAGUAUUGGAAUAUGUAUCGUUGGCGAUUUCACCAAUCGAACGCCAAACACAGCUGCGGUUCAAGCUGUUCAGCGGCUAAUCAGUUACGGAGUAACUAUCGGCGAAAUAAAGAACGACUACAAGCUGCUUGGACAUCGGCAAACCUGGCAGACCCAAUGUCCUGGAAAUAGUCUUUACACGAUGAUACAAUCGUGGCCUCAUUGGGCGCAGGCGGCUUAAUAAGCAUUAUUUUUCAAUAAGAGUGCAAUAAGAACGUUCCAAUCAACCGUGAUCGGGGUGUUCAGAUCGUGAGCUAUGACUGCAUUUGUAGUUUUAUAUGUGUAUUUAUGUCUCAUUUCUCACUGGGUCUGUCAAUACACGUCCGAAGAAAUCAA
Messenger RNA from Odontomachus brunneus, 811 nucleotides. It is a transcript of the gene Pgrp-s2, whose product is annotated as peptidoglycan-recognition protein SC2-like. NCBI's taxonomy places the organism in Eukaryota, Metazoa, Arthropoda, Insecta, Hymenoptera, Formicidae. The record is from RefSeq and is a predicted model, not a curated record. The transcript is spliced from 4 exons. Gene Ontology annotation, biological process: innate immune response; peptidoglycan catabolic process. Gene Ontology annotation, molecular function: zinc ion binding; peptidoglycan binding; N-acetylmuramoyl-L-alanine amidase activity. Bases 57 to 656 code for a protein of 199 amino acids.